Phytophthora nicotianae INRA-310 is the source of this 228-nucleotide messenger RNA. RefSeq lists its product as hypothetical. The record is from RefSeq and is a predicted model, not a curated record. Lineage: Eukaryota; Oomycota; Peronosporomycetes; Peronosporales; Peronosporaceae. The transcript has a single exon. The coding region runs from base 1 to 228 and encodes 75 amino acids.
AUGUACUACAUGGGGCUGCACGAAGGUCUCUAUUUCCAACGUGUGGCUCUCGUCGUGUAUAAAGAUAUGCAUUUGGGCUCAAGUCUUCGCGCCGGCGCGGAUGGAUCUUUGCUGGUCACUUGGCACCUUGCCUUCAUGUCGUCCAGCCGCUUCCCGUUGCCGAGGAACUAUUGCGAUCACAUCGAGCUCACAGCCGCGCAGAAGCUCGAGUAUCACGAUGUGGUGUAG